UCCAUUCCAUUCCAUUCCACAGCCAUAGAAGACCAGCGGAGAGGUGCGAGACCACCCCAGCUAUCAUUAUCACCCCCUCGCCUAUAAAUAUCCGUCCCUACCAUCCGUUCCUCCGUCUCUCCGCCACUUCUUCCGCGUACACCCCGCCGCGGCGCCGCCCUCCUCCCCCGGCUCCGUGUUUGUUUCCCUUCAACGGCGAGAAGGUGAGAGUGAGAGAGAGAGACCCCAAAACCCCAGGGCGAGAUUGAUCGGGCGCCGGGAUGUCGCCGCCGACGAACGGCGCCGUCUCGUUCGCCUACGCGCCGGCCAUGGGGGCGGGGGGCCUGCCGGACGCGCUGUUCCUCCCCUUCGACGCCUUCACGGCCGAUGACUUCCUCGCCGCGGACGCCACUUUCCUUGGCGGGGUUGGCCCCGACCAGACCCUCCUCCUGCUGCCCUCGUCCUCCGGGAACGGCAGCGGCAGCAGCACUGCCGAGGGGCUCGCCUUGGCGGUGCAGGCGCCGGUUUCGUCCGAGGUGACGACCGCUGUGACCGUCGCCAUGGAAGCCGGCUCCUCCGCGCGCGCGCGCGCGCGCGAACCUGCGCCGCCGUCGCCGGCGCUGCCGCUCGUGCACGGCACCGGCCACAGGACCUCCUCCUACCGCGGGGUGACCAGGCACAGGUGGACGGGGCGGUACGAGGCGCACCUGUGGGACAACACGUGCCGGAAGGAAGGCCAGAAGCGCAAGGGGCGCCAAGUUUAUUUGGGUGGCUAUGACAAAGAAGAUAAGGCUGCUAGGGCAUAUGAUCUUGCUGCUCUGAAGUAUUGGGGUGCUAAUGCUACUACCAACUUCCCUAGAGAAAACUACAUCAGAGAGAUUGAGGAGAUGCAGAACAUGAGCAGGCAGGAUGUUGUAGCCUCGCUGAGGAGGAAAAGCAGUGGCUUUUCUAGGGGAGCAUCAAUCUACAGAGGUGUGACAAGGCACCACCAACAUGGACGCUGGCAGGCAAGAAUCGGUCGUGUUGCAGGCAACAAGGACCUGUAUCUCGGGACUUUUGCAACCGAAGAAGAGGCUGCAGAGGCGUACGACAUCGCGGCGUUGAAGUUCAGAGGCGACAACGCUGUCACCAACUUUGAGCCCAGCCGAUACAACCUGGAAGCGAUCGCUCAACGCGACCUUCCCAUCAGUGGACCUGGAAGGCGGUUGACUCAGAAGCCAGCGCCAGAGGCAGAAGGCAAAGUCACUCUCAGCACUCCUACUUCAUCCUCCCAGCAGUCGAGCAACAGCCUGCCAUCUUAUUUCUUCCCCAACCUCCUGCAGCCCCUGUCUCAGCCCCUACAGGUUCAACCUCUGCCGAGCUACAACUACAGCUUUGGAGAACCCAACUUCCACUGGCCCUAUGGUAACGUGGAGCAGAAGGUGCAGCUUGACAGCAAGUUGGAAGUGGUUAAUGGUCUCCUGCAGCUCGCCAGCACUGCUGCGAACCGACUGUAGUCCCAGAAAUGCCGAUGUUUUAAGUGGAAGCUGCGAGGAGGAA
Phragmites australis (common reed) is the source of this 1518-nucleotide messenger RNA. Its product is annotated as AP2-like ethylene-responsive transcription factor AIL7. The record is from RefSeq and is a predicted model, not a curated record. NCBI's taxonomy places the organism in Eukaryota, Viridiplantae, Streptophyta, Magnoliopsida, Poales, Poaceae. Gene Ontology annotation, molecular function: DNA-binding transcription factor activity; DNA binding. The transcript is spliced from 8 exons. Gene Ontology annotation, biological process: regulation of DNA-templated transcription. Bases 261 to 1475 code for a protein of 404 amino acids.